Molecule: messenger RNA, 915 nt
Organism: Musa acuminata AAA Group (dessert banana)
Lineage: Eukaryota; Viridiplantae; Streptophyta; Magnoliopsida; Zingiberales; Musaceae
Product: protein XRI1-like
Exons: 5
Coding region: 38-844 (268 amino acids)
Biological process (GO): female meiotic nuclear division; male meiotic nuclear division
Source: RefSeq, a predicted model, not a curated record
GUGAAGGCGAUCGAGCAGCUGCAGCGGCUAUCGGACAAUGAUGUCCUUGGACAACUCUUUUCUAUUCCCCUACCAACCCUCGUUGGAUUGGGAUCCACACACCUUCCAACUUGGAGACCUCCAUCAACAACAACACUUCAUGCCUUUGGCUACGGAGUCUCCGGUAUCAUCGCAGGCCUCGACCGGUUACUUGCAAGACGCAGUGGCGGAGUGGGGCGACCAGUGCAAGCGGAGACGCGUGACUUCGUCCCCAGCGGAUGACUCGACGACGACACAAGAGCUCCAAGAUCUUCUCCAUGAGUUUUGGAGUUCCAACUGUCAUGGAGAUCCCUUGCAUGAUUUGAACUACUGCAUGCUACAAGAUGAUGUUGUCAUCCCAGAUGAGACACCGAACAUGAUUCUGAAGACCAAAGCACAAGUAUCAGCAUUACAACUCCCACAAGAGCCACUCUCCUCUUCCUCCUCCCAUCAAGAGUCACAUGGAAAGGAUCUCCGUCAGUCGAGCGACGCAAAACCUUCUCUUCCUACCGCUAAAGUAACAGCGCCCGAUUUGAAAGAGCGUGAGAGGAGGCAAUGUAGGAAGAGCAAAGCCAAGACGAGCGUGGCGUACCCCUUUGCGGUGGUGAAGCCCGGAGGAGCAGAGGGCCACGUAACGCUCGACGACAUUAACGCAAGGCUUCUCAGGCGUCCGAGGCGGCCUGUCCGCCACCCGGUGGGGGAGUACGCUUAUGGUCCCUGUGUGUCGCCGGACGGCCUUGGCCUUUCCGGCAAAGCAGUCGCCAGCCUCACACGGAUCCAAACACGAGGGAGGGGCACGAUAACAAUCAUAAGAACGAAAGGAUGAAGUGCUUGUCGCCGCUGCAUGCUCUAUCAUUGUAAUUGUAUAUGUGACGGUUAACUGUUCUUGGAAAGACU